This is a messenger RNA of Puntigrus tetrazona (Sumatra barb), 1484 nucleotides long. It is a transcript of the gene gorasp1b, whose product is annotated as golgi reassembly stacking protein 1b. The record is from RefSeq and is a predicted model, not a curated record. The transcript is spliced from 9 exons. Gene Ontology annotation, molecular function: protein binding. The coding region runs from base 132 to 1115 and encodes 327 amino acids. Lineage: Eukaryota; Metazoa; Chordata; Actinopteri; Cypriniformes; Cyprinidae. Gene Ontology annotation, biological process: Golgi organization. Gene Ontology annotation, cellular component: Golgi apparatus.
AAUGAAUAUUAAUGAGUACAUCCCAUACGCUUCAGGAAGGUUACCAAGCAACGUCCCCAUGUACUGAUUAAUAUUCAUGAGCAAACCUUGGCCGUAGUAGGUUGCGUUCGGACGCCGGCUGGCCGCAGUUCAUGAUGGGUUUGAUUCAGAGCGUGUUUGCUGCAGAGGGUGGAUAUCAUGUGCAUGGGAUUCAGGAAAAUUCUCCAGCAGAGAGAGCCGGUUUGGAGCCCUUCUUUGAUUUUAUUUUGUCCAUUGGACACACCAGACUGAAUAAAGAGAGCAGCCUGCUGAAGGACCUCCUGAAGGCGAACGUGGAGAAGCCCGUGAAGCUGGAGGUCUACAGCAGUAAAGUGAUGAAGAUCCGAGAGCUGGAGGUCAUCCCCAGUAACAUGUGGGGCGGCCAGGGAUUAUUAGGGGCCAGCGUUCGCUUCUGCUCUUUCCAGGGGGCCAAUCACAACGUGUGGCAUGUGCUGGACGUGGAUCUGAAUUCUCCGGCUCAGCUGGCGGGACUCAGGCCGUAUUCAGACUACAUCGUGGGAGCAGACCAGGUGCUGCAGGAGUCGGAGGACUUCUUCUCGCUGAUCGAGGCGUCCGAGGGCAAAGCUCUGAAGCUGCUGGUGUAUAACACACAGAGUGACCGCUGCAGAGAAGUCCUGAUCACUCCCAACGGAGCCUGGGGCGGAGAGGGCAGUCUGGGUUGUGGUGUUGGUUUUGGAUAUCUUCAUCGUAUCCCCAUGCGUUCACUCACUUCACAUCAGCACCAGAACUCAUCAGCAGCCUCUGAAACCCAGGAAGAAGAGCACUGUUCUGAGUUAUCAUUAGAGAAGUCCUCAAACGAGUCGGAGCGUGCCGUGACCGCAGACGCUGGGCAGGGAUUCAUUCAGGACACGUCUGAGAAAUCACCCGCAGACGACGACGAUGAUGAUGAUGAUGGAGGCGUCUGCAGCAGGGAAAAUGCGUCCGCUUUAAGUCGUUCUGAAGACGGCGCGGUGGUUACGGCAGAGCUCCAGGAGGAGGAUUCGGGGCUCUACGACGUGCAGACGCCGCCUGUGAUCUUAAACAUGGAAGCAAAAGAUGAAGAGGUUGUGACUUUUACACCCGAAGCGGUCUCAUAAGAGUGAGCUGGGCCUCGGAGAGGAUCGAUGGUCUUCUCAUCCGUGUGCUGCUGUUAGAAAGUGCCGACUGCAGGAUCAUACACAGAAAAGAUGCUUUAUUUUAAGUGACACGCAUACACUCUCACGCUUUAUAGAGUAGCUAGAAACUAUAUUUUCAUUCGUGCAUCUCACAGUAAUCCUCUACAGUAUAGUUGAAACAUUUUCCUUUUGCGAUGCGCCAUUAUUUAUUAUCAGUCCAAGCACAUUUCCGUAAUGCAAUGAUUGUAAUUUCUUUUAUUUGAUUUCAUUAAUUUCAGGAGUGAUUUUAAUAACUAAUACAAUAUCUCAGGAAAGCAGCUGGAACUCAUUGUCGUGAAUGUUUUGGACACU